AAGCAAAAGUAAUUGAAUAAUUGCCUCAAUUAUUCUAUUCAAGUCUAUACAUUUUGAGAAGAGAAAAGAGGACUAUUUUGAUUAGCUGAAAAAUAGUUGUACUAAUUUCAAGCAAUCACUAAUCAUUCUUGUUUGCAAAUUACUCUCAACAUUCAACAGAUUUGAGAAAUGGAGAUUGGGUUAGCAGUUGGUGGUGCAUUUCUCUCCUCAGCUUUGAAUGUUCUGUUUGAUAGGCUUGCUCCUAACGGUGAUCUGCUCAACAUGUUUCGGCAGCAUACAGAUGAUGUUGAGCUCUUUGAGAAGCUGGGGGACAUUUUGCUUGGUCUUCAAAUUGUGCUAAGUGAUGCAGAGAAUAAGAAAGCAUCGAAUCAAUUUGUGAGCCAGUGGUUACAUAAGCUUCAGACUGCUGUGGACGCUGCUGAAAACUUGAUAGAACAAGUCCAUUAUGAAGCUUUGAGACUUAAAGUGGAAACAAGCAACCAGCAAGUAAGUGACCUUAACCUGUGCUUGAGUGAUGAUUUCUUUAUUAACAUAAAGAAAAAGUUGGAAGACACUAUUAAAAAACUGGAGGUGUUGGAAAAGCAAAUUGGUCGCCUUGGCUUAAAGGAGCAUUUUAUUUCGACCAAACAAGAAACUAGAACACCUUCAACUUCUUUGGUUGAUGAUUCUGGUAUCUUUGGAAGGAAGAAUGAAAUAGAGAAUUUGAUUGGCCGUUUGUUGUCUAUGGAUACAAAGGGAAAAAAUCUGGCUGUAGUUCCUAUUGUGGGAAUGGGCGGCCUGGGUAAGACAACACUUGCUAAAGCCGUUUACAAUGAUAAGAGAGUGCAGAAACAUUUUGGUUUGACAGCUUGGUUUUGUGUUUCUGAGGCAUAUGAUGCUUUCAGAAUAACAAAAGGUUUACUUCAAGAAAUUGACUCAACUGACUUGAAGGCUGAUGACAAUCUUAAUCAGCUACAAGUCAAAUUGAAGGAAAAGCUGAAUGGAAAAAGGUUUCUUGUUGUCCUUGAUGACGUGUGGAAUGAUAACUAUCCUGAGUGGGAUGACUUGAGAAAUCUUUUUUUACAAGGGGAUAUAGGAAGUAAGAUUAUUAUAACGACACGUAAAGAGAGUGUUGCCUUGAUGAUGGGUAGUGGGGCAAUCUACAUGGGAAUUCUGUCUAGUGAAGACUCUUGGGCUCUAUUCAAACGACAUUCAUUAGAGCACAAGGAUCCCAAGGAACAUCCAGAAUUUGAAGAGGUUGGAAAACAAAUUGCAGACAAGUGCAAAGGGUUGCCUUUAGCUCUAAAAGCACUUGCUGGUAUAUUACGCAGCAAAUCAGAGGUGGAUGAGUGGAGAUACAUUUUAAGAAGUGAAAUAUGGGAGCUUCCAAGUUGUUCAAAUGGUAUAUUACCAGCGCUUAUGUUGAGCUAUAAUGAUCUUCCUGCACAUUUAAAGCAAUGUUUUGCUUAUUGUGCAAUAUAUCCCAAAGAUUAUCAAUUUUGCAAAGACCAAGUUAUUCACCUGUGGAUUGCUAAUGGUCUUGUACAUCAGUUUCAUUCUGGUAACCAAUACUUUAUCGAGUUGAGAUCAAGAUCAUUGUUCGAAAUGGCCUCAAAGCCUUCUGAAAGAGACGUAGAGGGAUUCUUAAUGCAUGACCUUGUCAAUGAUUUGGCGCAAAUUGCAUCUUCAAAUCUUUGUAUAAGGUUGGAAGAAAACAAAGGAUCGCAUAUGUUGGAACAAUGUCGGCACAUGUCCUAUUCAAUAGGAAGAGAUGGUGAGUUUGAGAAAUUGAAAUCACUCUUUAAAUCAGAGCAUCUGAGGACAUUACUUCCAAUCGAUAUCCAGUUCCAUUACUCAAUACUAAGCAAGAGGGUGCAACAUAACAUACUGCCAACACUAAGAUCCUUAAGGGCAUUAUCAUUGUCAGGUUAUGCGAAUAAGGAGUUGCCAAAUGACUUGUUUAUCAAAUUAAAGCUCCUCAGAUUUUUGGACCUUUCUUGUACAUGGAUUACAAAGUUGCCGGAUUCCAUUUUUGUGUUGUAUAACUUAGAGACACUUCUCCUAUCAUCUUGUGCUGAUCUUGAGGAGCUACCGCUGCAGAUGGAGAAGUUGAUUAACUUGCGUCAUCUUGACAUAAGCAACACUCGGCGCUUGAAGAUGCCACUACAUCUGAGCAGGUUGAAAAGCCUCCAAGUGUUGGUGGGAGCCAAGUUUCUUGUAGGUGUUUGGAGAAUGGAAUAUUUGGGUGAAGCACAAAACUUAUAUGGAUCUCUAUCAGUUGAGAAGUUGGAAAAUGUGGUUGAUAGAAGGGAAGCUGUGAAGGCAAAGAUGAGGGAGAAGAAUCAUGUUGAGCAAUUAUCAUUGGAGUGGAGUGGAAGUAGUAUUGCCGACAAUUCACAAACAGAAAGAGACAUACUUGAUGAGCUACGCCCACAUAAAAACAUAAAAGAAGUCGAAAUCAGUGGAUAUAGAGGGACAAACUUUCCCAAUUGGGUAGCUGAUCCUUUGUUUCUUAAGCUGGUGAAAUUGUCUCUUAGAAACUGCAAGGACUGUUACUCCUUGCCAGCACUAGGACAACUCCCUUUUUUGAAAUUCCUUUCCGUUAUAGGGAUGUAUGGAAUAAUAGAGGUGACGGAAGAAUUCUAUGGUAGUUUGUCAUCCAAAAAGCCUUUUAACUCUCUUGUGGAGCUUAGAUUUGAAGAUAUGACGGAGUGGAAGCAAUGGCACGCACUAGGAAUUGGAGAGUUCCCUACACUUGAACACCUUUUAAUAGAAAAUUGCCCUGAGCUCAGUUUGGAGACACCCAUCCAACUUGAAGCAAUGAAGCAGAUUGAAGCAUUAUGUAUCAGUGGUUGUAACUCUGUUACCUCACUUCCUUUUAGCAUACUGCCAACUACCUUGAAGACAAUAGAGAUAUCUCGUUGCCCAAAAUUGAAAUUGGAGGCGCCAUUUUGUGAGAUGUUUGUGGAGGAAUUGAGAAUGAAUCAUUGUGGUUGUGUAGAUGAUAUAUCAGCUGAGUUUCUCCCAACAGCACGUGAAUUGAGUAUUGAGAAUUGCCACAACGUUACUAGGUUUUUGAUUCCUACUGCCACUGAAAUUCUCCGUAUUUGGAAUUGUGAGAAUGUUGAAAAACUCUCGAUGGCAUGUGGAGGAGCUGCCCAGAUGACGUCAUUGAGUAUUAAUGGCUGUAAGAAGCUCAAGUGUCUUCCAGAACGUAUGCAGGAACUCCUUCCAUCUCUCAAGGAACUGCGUCUGUCUGAUUGUCCAGAAAUAGAAGGAGAAUUGCCCUUCAAUUUACAAAAACUCUUUAUCAGAAAUUGCAAGAAACUGGUGAAUGGCCGAAAGGAGUGGCAUUUACAGAGACUCACAGAGUUAGUGAUGUAUCAUGAUGGGAGUGAUGAAGAUAUUGAACAUUGGGAGUUGCCUUGUUCUAUUCAGAGACUUACCAUAAAGAAUCUGAUAACAUUAAGCAGCCAACAUCUCAAAAGCCUCACCUCUCUUCAAUAUCUAGAUAUUCAGUCACAGGGCCAGCUUUCCUCCUUUUCUCACCUCACUUCGCUUCAAACUCUACAAAUCUGUAAUCUCCAAUCACUUUCAGAAUCAGCACUGCCCUCCUCCCUCUCUCACCUGGACAUCUCCAAUUGCCCUAAUCUCCAAUCACUUUCAGAAUCAGCACUGCCCUCCUCCCUCUCUCACCUGGACAUCUCCAAUUGCCCUAAUCUCCAAUCACUUUCAGAAUCAGCACUGCCCUCCUCCCUCUCUCACCUGGACAUCUCCAAUUGCCCUAAUCUCCAAUCACUUUCAGAAUCAGCACUGCCCUCCUCCCUCUCUCACCUGGACAUCUCCAAUUGCCCUAAUCUCCAAUCACUUUCAGAAUCAGCACUGCCCUCCUCCCUCUCUCACCUGGACAUCUCCAAUUGCCCUAAUCUCCAAUCACUUUCAGAAUCAGCACUGCCCUCCUCCCUCUCUCACCUGGACAUCUCCAAUUGCCCUAAUCUCCAAUCACUUUCAGAAUCAGCACUGCCCUCCUCCCUCUCUCACCUGGACAUCUCCAAUUGCCCUAAUCUCCAAUCACUUUCAGAAUCAGCACUGCCCUCCUCCCUCUCUCACCUGGACAUCUCCAAUUGCCCUAAUCUCCAAUCACUUUCAGAAUCAGCACUGCCCUCCUCCCUCUCUCACCUGGACAUCUCCAAUUGCCCUAAUCUCCAAUCACUUUCAGAAUCAGCACUGCCCUCCUCCCUCUCUCACCUGGACAUCUCCAAUUGCCCGAAUCUCCAAUCCCUUCCAUUAAAUGGGAUACCCUCUUCCCUCUCUAAACUAUCGAUUUCAGAAUGUCUAUUGCUCGAACCACUACUAGAAUUUGAAAAGGGGGAAUACUGGCCACAAAUUGCUCAUAUCCCCACCAUAGACAUCGAUUGGGAAUGCAUGUAAUGAUUAAAACAAAUGGCUCCCCAACUGAUAUGUGGAUUUUGAAGAGCGAGUACGACAAGUCUGGUACAUCAAUUGUCCGUAGGAAGUGUUUCUAAGUGAAUUUUCAGGUUUGUUGUUAUAGGCAAGUCUUUGAGAUGCGACUAUCAAAGAAGGGCGAUUACAAUCAGUGUACCGCUGAUAUUAUUUCAUGUUUCCAGUGCAAGCUUCUUUUGAAGAUUUAUAUGUGAUACAAUUUUUGUGUGUGGAAGACUAGAGAAGCUUUAAUCAAAUGAAGAAAAUUUCAAGGCAAGAAGAUUUAUGUCAAGAUUACAAGGCAUAGUAUGAUUCUACUAAAGUAUCGAAGCUUGAUGUAUUUUUUUCUUUUACUUAUUUGUCGAGAUUGGAAUUAUGGUAAGACCCCUCCAUUUAUGUAGUUAAAUAUCACUUCCAUUAAC
Solanum pennellii is the source of this 4844-nucleotide messenger RNA. Its product is annotated as putative disease resistance RPP13-like protein 1. The transcript has 5 exons. Gene Ontology annotation, biological process: defense response to other organism. The record is from RefSeq and is a predicted model, not a curated record. Gene Ontology annotation, molecular function: ADP binding. Lineage: Eukaryota; Viridiplantae; Streptophyta; Magnoliopsida; Solanales; Solanaceae. Bases 169 to 4410 code for a protein of 1413 amino acids.